Molecule: messenger RNA, 696 nt
Organism: Acanthosepion pharaonis
Lineage: Eukaryota; Metazoa; Mollusca; Cephalopoda; Sepiida; Sepiidae
Source: the annotation of a GenBank genome assembly
AUGGAACUUGAUGUUGAGUUGUGCCAGUCGCUCAGGGAGGAAUUGGAACAGUUCCAAUCAGAUCUGAUGAAUUACAAAUACUUGCAGUUUCUGUUUAAAUGUCUCUUCUCAUUUCUCUCCGUGUUCUUUCUCCCGAAUUUCUUCAUUCCUAUUUCAACACUGCUUCUACCUCGGGAAUGUCUCCUUUCCAAUUUAAACUCUACUUUCACUCUGGUAUUUUUCCGUUCGUAUUUUAAAUCACCAUUUUUCUCCGGAAGUUUUUCAUUCAUUUUUUCACGUCCGCUUCUUUCUCUGCAGUUUCUUCAUUCUUUUCUCAGAUUCUCUUCUUUCCUGAAACAUUCUUCAGUUUUCCUUCUUUGCUCAGAGUUUCUUUACUCCGACUUCACCUCCUCUUUUUUCUCUGGAAUUUCUCGGUUUCUAUUUCCACUCCACUUCUUUCACCGGAAUUUCCUCACUCUUAUUUCAUAUCCACGUCUUUUUAACAAUUUAGCCAUUCCUAUUUCAACCUUCUCUCUUUUGUUUUUGACUUUGGAUAAAUAUAUUCCUUCUUUUUAUAUUCUUCCAACGUUUCAUUUUCACCCUCUUACUUUACUUCUUUUUUUUUCUUUCUUGACACUUUCUACAUCACAGCAUUUUUCGACUCUAAUUGUUUUUUUUACCUCACGAGACUCUUUUUUUUAUUUAUCUACAUUUUAA